AUCUUACAUUGAAACAAUCAGAAACAGAAAAUCGAUCUAGCUAGUUGAAAAACUGUCGACACAUAAUUAUUACAAAGUAAAGAACGAAGUAAAAAAUGUCAAAAAUAAAUAAACUAACAAUGUACGUGUUCUAUGCAUUACUGGUUUUAAACAUCUACGUGGUUUUGUCUGUCAACUCAUUGCCUUUUCGCGACGAUGAAGAUACCGAUAACGAAAUCGAUGGCGACAUUAGCGAAUUAGAAAAUGAAUAUCAAACCAAUCAAGUUUAUGAUUAUAACAAAUUUAAAAACCAAGCAGACUUGAAAAUCAAAGCUAGAAAUCACUAUGCUCCUUUCAUUUUUCCUGGGCCUAAAGUUGGUCGUGAUGUUAAUUUUCACUCAGUUUUAUCUCCAUCCGACGAAUCAAGAAAAUCAUUCAAUAAUUACCAUGAAAACGGAUACCGACAUGAUAAACCUGCAUUUUUAUUUAAAGGAUAUAAACCUGGAGAUCAAACACAAAAGAAUUUGUAACUUCAUUUAGUUUUUCAAUUACCUUUAUGCUAUUUAUUUAAUGUAAUCAUGUGAUAUUUGUAUAAUUUUAAAUAUUUAUUAAGAUAAGAUUAGUUCUAACUACA
Hydra vulgaris (swiftwater hydra) is the source of this 613-nucleotide messenger RNA. RefSeq lists its product as uncharacterized. Lineage: Eukaryota; Metazoa; Cnidaria; Hydrozoa; Anthoathecata; Hydridae. The record is from RefSeq and is a predicted model, not a curated record.